Messenger RNA from Gadus morhua (Atlantic cod), 941 nucleotides. RefSeq names its product mitochondrial ribosomal protein L40 (gene mrpl40). Bases 142 to 753 code for a protein of 203 amino acids. The record is from RefSeq and is a predicted model, not a curated record. The transcript has 5 exons. Gene Ontology annotation, cellular component: mitochondrial large ribosomal subunit; mitochondrial ribosome. Lineage: Eukaryota; Metazoa; Chordata; Actinopteri; Gadiformes; Gadidae.
GUCAUAUUUCUGCGCUCAUUCUGCAGCCAGCCGUCAAGGAUAAACGGAUAGAGGAUAGUUUAGCAAUACACGUAAAUGUAUUUUAUUUUUCUUGUAGUUUCCAUUACGAAUUAAAUGUAACUAGCUAAAAAAUAAAUAAACAUGUCUCUUAUUGUAUCACGUUGUAUGGGUAGGAUGCUAUGUCGACAGACCCAUGUGCCUCGUAUUUUUGUGGAAGAACAUUGUCUUACCAGGCAAAGCCCAUGGUCGAACACAGUGCUGACGCUUCACACAUCUGCCCCUUUAAGGGCGGAACCUAAAAAAAAGAAAAAGGUAGACCCCAAAAGAGAGCAUGUAGCAAGAGAGAGGCUGAAGAAGAGACUUAAAAAGCUGGAGAAAGUUCCACCUGAACUCAUCCCCAUAGAAGAUUUCAUCACUCCAACCAAGUGCCUGGAUGAAGCACGAGGACGCUCAGAACCCAGGCUGCCCUUCGAAGAGAGUGAACGCAGAGCGCUGCUGUUGAAGGAGUGGUCUCGUUUCAAGCAUGCGCAGCAUACGGCUGAGAUGGAGGCUAUAAACCUAGCCCUGGAUGCCCAAAGAGAAGCUCUGGAGGAACUAAAGAUUGAGUCUGAGGAGCUGUACAAGGCAGCUAUUAAACCAGAUCCACUCGUCUUUCCCUUUAGUCACGAGGGACCCUGCUACACACCACCCAAGCCCAAAUAUGAUGCUCCGGAUGGCAAAUACCAUGAUAUCACCAAAGUCUACACUCAGUGAUGAAUGCACGUUUGCUGGGGUGUCAGUGUGUGAUUCUACACCUAGCCCCUCUAGUCAGGAAAGUUGUUCUAAAAUGUUUUACUAAAACAUCACUAAGUGUGUAUAUAAUGUUGCAACGUCUAUCCCAACUUUCCAAUGCCUGUAUAAAAUGCGACUCCUAACUCAAUAAAUAGUUUAUACAAAUGUGA